ACGUAUUUUGUUCACAGUUAUUCAAGCAGCAAUUCACAAAUGAACACGUUUUCGUUCUAAAUUUAUUGAAACCAAAAUCCAAAAAAAGAUACGACCUUGUAGUCACACCACAUAGACAAACAACAGGAUACAUAAGAACAAAACGACAUGGAUCCCAGUUUCGAGGCACAUGAUCGGCCGCUAUAUGACAUCCAGAUUGACGAGGAGCUGCAGAGGCCUUCGUUUCGAGAUCCUGUUCACCAUCGCGUGCUGGUUAUUUACACUGGAGGCACGAUAGGAAUGUGCGAGGAGCGUCGUGGUGUGGGGCUGGCUCCGCAGCCGAACUUCCUCGGCAAGACUAUCAGUGAGUUGCCGAUGAUUCACGACAAGAACUUCGCAGAUCUGAGAUCACUCGUCAGCCCGCCAUUGCUCACAGCACAGGUGACUGGAUUGGCUAGCAUGGGCAAUGGCACUCUGUUCGUGAUGCCCGAAUCACAACAGGGAAUUCGGGUGGAGUUCGAGAUACUCGAGUACCAGCCACUCCUCGACAGUAGCAACAUGACACAGGAAAACUGGUGCCAGAUGGCAAGAGACAUCAGGAAAUACUACGACAAGUUCGAUGGAUUCAUCAUCCUCCACGGAACAGACACCAUGGCUUACACUGCGUCUGCACUGUCCAUGAUGUGUGACCACCUCGGCAAGCCGAUAGUGUUGACGGGGUCCCAGGUGCCUAUUUUUGAGAACCGGAGUGACGCGAGGGAGAACUUGAUGGGAGCUCUUUUCUGUGCAGGACACUACUCCAUUCCAGAAGUAUCAAUCUUCUUCAAAAAUAAACUCUACAGGGGAAACCGUGUGUCGAAGGUUGACUGUUCUUCUUACCAUGCGUUUCACUCUCCAAAUAUGCAGCCAUUGGCAGACAUAGACAUGUAUGUGAACAUCCGCUGGGACAUUAUCUACAGGGCCCGAGAUCCCAGGGAAUUUUCCAUCCAGGCCAAGAUGGAGCCGAACGUGACCAUGUUGCGCUUCUACCCAGGCAUGACAGUCAAACUCAUCUCCAACUUCCUCCGUCCCCCCGUGCGGGGGGUGGUGUUGCAGACAUUCGGAAGUGGGAAUGGACCAGAUGCAAAUAAGGAUAUUCUGAAGGCAUUCAAGGAGGCGUCAGACAAGGAGGUUUUGAUCAUAAACUGCACUCAAUGCUACAAGGGCGGGGUCUCGCCAGGAUAUGCAGCUGGCGUAGCGCUGGAGGAAAGUGGAGUGGUGCUUGGGGGAGACAUGACCCCGGAAGCAGCUCUGACUAAGCUGGGCUAUGUACUGGCUAAAGAUGACCUGUCCAUUGAUGAGAAGAGGGAGUUGAUGAGGCAGAAUCUGAGAGGAGAGUUGAGUGUGGAGAAUGUUGCUAGGGGAGAAAUUUCACUGCGUAACAAGGGUUUUCUGAACAAACUGGCAAAUGCCCUGCAGUUGACCUCGGCACCUGAGUUAAUCGAACUGAACAAUGCAAUCAUGCCGAGUCUGCUGUGUGCUGCGGCUGCGAAUGAAGACGGAGGCACGACUUUGAGGACUCUGUUGUCGAGCUGUGAGGGAAAGAGGAAAGUCUCUUGUGCUGAUUAUGACAGAAGAACCCCGCUGCAUGUUGCAUGUUCGGCAGGUAACGAAGCGUGUGCUCGCUACCUGGUGAAGCAUGGAGCGAGUGUGCAUCUGAAGGACAUGCAUGGAGACACUCCCCUGACUUGUGCUGUGAAGAGCAAGAGUGUGGCCAUAGUGGCCAUACUGGUCCAGGCAGGUGCACACUUUCCAUACACGGAGAGCACUAAAGUGGCAAAUGGUAUCAGCAUGGCCGCUUAUUACGACGACAUACAGUUACUGGAGGCCUAUGCCGAGGCGGGUGCUGAUUUCUCACAGCCAGACGUGCACGGAAACUACGCUUUGCAUGUAGCGUGCACAAACGGGAACCACAAGUCAAUUGCACUGAUGCUGCGACGUGGAGCUGAUCCUAACUGCCGAAACCAACUCACAAACGAGACCGCCUUCGAAAUUUCGACCCGACUUAACGAUGAAAUAGCUUUACAUGCUCUAGCAAGAUGGAACCAGAUCUAA
This is a messenger RNA of Symsagittifera roscoffensis, 2073 nucleotides long. RefSeq names its product L-asparaginase 1-like. Lineage: Eukaryota; Metazoa; Xenacoelomorpha; Acoela; Convolutidae. The coding region runs from base 148 to 2073 and encodes 641 amino acids. Gene Ontology annotation, molecular function: protein binding; asparaginase activity. The record is from RefSeq and is a predicted model, not a curated record. Gene Ontology annotation, biological process: amino acid metabolic process. The transcript has 11 exons.